This is a messenger RNA of Bradysia coprophila, 1973 nucleotides long. RefSeq names its product cytochrome P450 3A56-like. Lineage: Eukaryota; Metazoa; Arthropoda; Insecta; Diptera; Sciaridae. The record is from RefSeq and is a predicted model, not a curated record. Gene Ontology annotation, molecular function: iron ion binding; oxidoreductase activity, acting on paired donors, with incorporation or reduction of molecular oxygen; heme binding.
GAAGAGAAUCUAAAUUCAUGUGCCUCUGUAUAUUUCGUACAACUAAAUAACGAAACGAAAGAGUGGAAAAUAUUAAAUUUAGUGAAUCCACUGUGGGUGUGUGCGUAUGUGUGUGGAUGAUUAGAUAUCUUUAUAAUUAGUCGCGAACUACACCUAACUAAGAACAGCUGCGUAAAAUUGUGUUCAUCAUCAAGAUCGUCAUGUUUUUCCUCAUUGUCUGUGGUGUUCUUGCACUGCUUGUUGGCGUAAUUAGUUUCUUGAUAAUUUAUGCAAGAUGGAAUUUCGGAACACUGGAAAGUAUGGGCAUCCCCACCAUAAAGCCCCACUGGCUGUUAGGGAGUCAUCCAAACAUUCAUAAGAUUGUUGUCCAAGAUGAGGAUAUGAAGAAUUUCCGGAAGUACGGUAAAAUCUGGGGAUCAUACGAAGGACGAGAGCCACAAAUUUUUCUCGCUGAUGCAGAGCUGGUCCGAUUGAUUUGUGUCAAAGACUCCGAUCAUUUCCAAGAUAAAAGGAUGAUCGACUUCAAGAACGAACUGUUCAAUGAAGUCAUCGACACUCUUCCGUAUGAGAAAUGGAAGGCAGUACGAAACGAGGUGUCCCAGCCAUUUUCGACUAAAGUUAAACAUAUGUCCGAUCAAAUGUUGGAAUCGAUCAAUGAUUGUACGGGCCAUCUGAAAGACAUUUGCAAGAAAGAUCCAGUCAUUGAAGUUCGCAAAGUUUUCAAUGCUCUCUCAAUCGACAUAACUGCAAGAUGUGCCUUUGGAACGAGAGUUUACAACUGUAUUCGGGACCCAAACAAUGAAUUUGUUCUAAAUGCUAAGAAAAUUUUUAGCUUCAUUGAAGAUGGACCGAACAUCGGACUGACGCUGAUGUUAUCGUUCCCAUUCCUGCUAAAAAUCAUCCCGCUCGUCGAUUUGACUGCAACAAAAUUCUUCCAAGGCAUCCUAACCGACAUUUUAAAAGAGAGACGAGCACUAGGCAACUCAAACAAUGAUUUCGUCGAUGCCAUAAAUAACAUGAUUCGUAAAUCUGAGACGGAUGAGGAAUUUAAGCGUCUUAAGAUUACCGACCUUACAGCCAUGGCACAAGCUAUUACAUUCCUAACUACAGGAAUCGAGACCACAUCAUCAACAUUGACCAUGAUACUGUAUCAGCUCGCAACCAAUCCAGACAAACAAAAAUUACUGCACGAGGAAGUGGAUCGAGUCCUAUUACAGAGUAAGGGUGCAAUUAACCACAGCAUCGUCGGAGAUCUGGUAUAUGUGAAUGCAUGUAUCCACGAAGCAUUACGAUUGGCACCGACACUGACUCGUAUCGAUCGCAUUUGUACGAAAGAAUGGGAGAACAAGGAGUUUCAACUGAAAAUCCCCGUGGGCAUGAGUGUUCAACUUCCCGUUUGGCCGUUGCAUUACAAUCCCGAAUAUUUCCCGGAACCGGAAAAAUUUCAACCGGACAGAUUCCUGCCGCAGAACAAGGAUAUUUUGCAAAAAUAUGCUCUGCUGUCGUUCGGACAAGGUCCCCACAAUUGUGUUGGAACUAGAUUUGCCUUGGAAACGCUGAAACUGUCUAUCACAGCGAUAGCUAGAGAUUUUCAAUUUGAGACGUGUGAAGACACUAAACUGGUUUGGAAGCCGGCUGGUAUUUUAGGUGCUGCCUAUAAGCCUAUUAAAGUGAAAUUUGUCAGGAGAAAUUAAAGGACCAGUUCUAUUCACAAUCGUACCAACUUCCUAAGUGUGAGUAGGUCUAGGUCAUGCUACGAGAUAAACACGACAAGUUCGUGUAAACAUAUUUUUGAUUGCACACCUUACACAUUCACAAAAUCCUUCCCGCAAAAUUCUUGUACUAAAUAUCGCAACAAAAUUUUAGUAAAGAAUUGAUGGCUUUGCGAAUCGUAUCUUUGAUAUUUAUUAAGUGGAAGAACGUGAUAGAAUUGUGUCAUUGAAAACAUUAAAACAAUUGUUUCAAGUAAGUGA